AUGUUCCGCCGAAAAAGUAAAAAAACUAAAAUCGAAAAGGCGCAUAAACUACUGCCACCUAAAUCACUGUCCGAGAAUGGUGAAGGAGACAAUCCUGUCGCACAAAUGGCUCAAUCAAUAAGACUCGACAAAGACUACAAACACCACCGCUCCCUAGCCACUCAAAUAAAAAUUUGGUGGCAUAGAACAUUUAUUAAUCCUCGAAAAGCCAGCAAGGAUACUGAUACCACACCAUUAACCUCAAGACUAGCUCAACAGGAACUUAGCAUUUUCUUGAGUAAUGGUGAUCAUCAAUGUGAAGAUUACCCAUCACACUUCUUAGAGGAAACUAAAGCCGCCACAAUUGGAAGUCGUUUAGAUCUAGACAAGUUGGUGAAGGAUAACACGCAAGGAAUUCUUUCGGAGGAUUCCUUGGAGAGCCUGGAAUUCGAAAUGUAUGAAAGAAAUUUCCAGCUGGCUCCGUAUGAAUCACAACCCAACGGUGACUUCCGUGACCAAUGGUAA
Rodentolepis nana is the source of this 504-nucleotide messenger RNA. The record is from the annotation of a GenBank genome assembly. NCBI's taxonomy places the organism in Eukaryota, Metazoa, Platyhelminthes, Cestoda, Cyclophyllidea, Hymenolepididae.